AUGAAAUUCUUCUUAAUAACACUUUGUGUUGCUGCUACUGUUUUAUCAACUGAAGCCAACUUAAAAGAUGAUUUCCGGGAAAUUGGUGCUUUGGUGCCAGUAGAUAGAGUCAAAGCUAUUGUUGCAAAACACUUAACAUUAAAUAAAUUAUUUGGGGAUUUCAUUAAGUUUGUUAAAACCGAUGAAUUCUCAAAACUAUGGAGUGAACUUGUUUCAAAUGCGGAGUUCCGUGGUAUUGUGACAUAUAUCGAAAGUUCUGGCUAUAAAUUAUCCGAAGAUUUAAACAAAUUAGCUGAACUUUUGAAAGUGGCUCGUUACCCUGAUGAUGAAUUAGUUAUAAUGCCAAGAACUGUCAAUAGUUUCUUAAGAGAUUUAUUAAAUGCUAUGCCAAAAGAUGACAUUUCUACUUUAAUGAAAUUGAAGAUGAAAACUAGCCCUGAAUUCAAUACUUUCAUGACAAGGUUAAAUCACCCUGAUUUCAAGGGAUUGGUUGAUAAAUUUUUGACUGCUUCUAGUACAGCUAAUAUUCGUAACACAUUAUCAAAGAAAGGUGUAGAUUUGAAGAAAAUUUUUGAAAAAAGCUUUGAAAUCCUUAAAUGGUCACAAUAA
This is a messenger RNA of Condylostylus longicornis, 609 nucleotides long. RefSeq lists its product as uncharacterized. The transcript has 2 exons. The record is from RefSeq and is a predicted model, not a curated record. NCBI's taxonomy places the organism in Eukaryota, Metazoa, Arthropoda, Insecta, Diptera, Dolichopodidae. Bases 1 to 609 code for a protein of 202 amino acids.